Messenger RNA from Malurus melanocephalus (red-backed fairy wren), 2064 nucleotides. It is a transcript of the gene ADCYAP1, whose product is annotated as adenylate cyclase activating polypeptide 1. The record is from RefSeq and is a predicted model, not a curated record. Gene Ontology annotation, biological process: adenylate cyclase-activating G protein-coupled receptor signaling pathway; positive regulation of ERK1 and ERK2 cascade; neuron projection development. The transcript has 5 exons. The coding region runs from base 674 to 1192 and encodes 172 amino acids. Gene Ontology annotation, cellular component: neuron projection; extracellular region; perikaryon. Gene Ontology annotation, molecular function: neuropeptide hormone activity; pituitary adenylate cyclase activating polypeptide activity; peptide hormone receptor binding. NCBI's taxonomy places the organism in Eukaryota, Metazoa, Chordata, Aves, Passeriformes, Maluridae.
GCCCGUCCUCUAAGGUAACAAGCAGGCAAAUGUUUACGAAGAGGGCUCCUGCUGAAGCGGGGUGUUUGCAAAGAUUUUCUUGCUAAUUGCAUAUCAGACGGAAGGCUGCGGAARGCUGGUCAAGUUUGGAGCCACCGAGCAGGAAAAGAAGAGAAGAAGGCUGAAGGCGCUCAGUGAGGGGAGAGAUCUGGGGAAGACAACAUCGCACGCAGCCAGCCCGCGGCUCCCGCCUCCGCUCCCUCCCGGGCUCGCUCGCUGUCUUCCCUCUUCCCCAGCGCUCCGUUCUCCGGCGACAUCUCGCUCCAUCCCUAUUUCUCCAUUCCCUAGUAGACUCCACUCCAGAUCUGUGCUGCUACCUGCAAACUUUUUCCUUUAUCUUUUUUUUUUUUCCCCCGCCUGUCUCUCUUUUUCUUUUUGGAGUGGAUUGCCCUGAAACCAGCAAACAACUAACUGCUGCCGCUUCUGCAUCUUCURCAUCCUGAGGGUCCUUCGCCCAUCGGAGAGGCGAUGUCACGAGGGUUUUAACUCCUUUUGGAAGCAACUUGGAAGAGAGCUCGAUUACUCCCCCUCCCCAUUUUGGGUCUUUAUUUUUUUUUUUUUCCCCAAGACCUGCCGUUUCAGUUUCGCAACCAAACGCUCUCAGUGCCGGGUGUCUAGAGUUUAAUGAGUGGCAAUGUGUAGCAAAGCGAUCUUAGCACUCCUGGUCUAUGGCAUAAUAAUGCACUGCAGCGUCUACUGCUCACCUGCGGCCGGACUUCAGUACCCGGCGCUCAGGCUGGAGGAUGAAGUCUACGACGAGGACGGGAACACCCUGCAGGACUUCGCCUACGACCACGAGCCUCUCGGCAUAGCGAAUCCGUCCUCCAUGAUCGGCGAGAUGUACACCUUGUAUUACCCACCGGAAAAGAGGCACGCCGAUGGGAUCUUCAACAAAGCCUACAGGAAACUCCUGGGCCAGUUAUCCGCCAGAAAAUAUCUGCACUCCCUGAUGGCCAAGCGGGUGGGCGGUGCCAGCGGCGGCCUGGGGGACGAUGCGGAACCGCUGACCAAGCGGCACAUAGACGGCAUCUUCACGGACAGCUACAGCCGCUACCGGAAACAAAUGGCUGUCAAGAAAUACUUAGCAGCCGUCCUGGGGAAAAGGUAUAAACAAAGAGUUAAAAACAAAGGACGCCGAGUAGCGUAUUUGUAGCGAUGUGAGUAACCAGCCACUCCUGUGUAUACAAAGUCCUAAGAGAGAGAGAGAGAGAGAGAGAGAGAAAGAGAGAGAGAGAGAUAAACCCAACAACAACAAAAAAAUCUAAACAAAAACAAAAGUCAUUUCCAAACUGACUGAACAAUCACCGCUCCUGUGUUAUCUAAACAUGUAUUUAUGUAUGAAGUAAAGCCAUUAAAUGAAUAUUUUGAUAAUAAUAUUGUUUUUCUUUUGUACAAAAAGCACUAGAGAAACGCACAGAUCUACUUUGUGGACCAAUCAUUAAGUUAUAUAUAAUAUAUAAAUAUAUAUAUAUAAAUACUACUAAGAAUAGUAAAGAACAAUUCUUCAUGAAAAACCUGCACAAGAACCAGAAUUCGCCUGAGCUGUUUAUGUUUUUAUAUAAAAGAAAUAGAAAAAAAAAGACAAUCAUUGUUUUGAAUAUUACUCCUAUUUUUGUAACAGAAAUUAAAAGGAUAGUAUUUUUAUCCACGACAGGGUCGAAGACAUUAAUUUUCACCAUUUGCUACUGUACAUAGAGAAGGAUGACCUGCUCCCAGGGGGAUUAUGAGGAAAUUGAUUUGGGAGAAUUGGUGAAGCAGAUUCUUCCCCUGGUGAGUCUUAAGGCAGGCUCCUUUGCCACUAGCCUCUCUGAAGGGGCAGCGUCCCCUUUCUUCUAGAUUUCGAUUAUUUUUUUUCUCUCCUGCUUUCUUUGAUUCCAGAUGUAUCUGUAUUAGUGUAUCCUCAAACAAUGAACUUAGAGGAUAACUAUCUUGUGAAAACAACAGCUCGAUCCAAAUURUGCAUCUCUGUUGCCUAUUGGAGGGAGAAAUAGUUAAAAAACCCMAAACCAAAAUAAUAAUARCAAA